AUGUGGGAUGGCGAAGCUCAACACCGCCGCCGGAGCCCGGUUACCAGGUCAGGUCAAUGUUGUGCCGAUAUUGUGAAGUUCAUCCUACCUGUCAUCAUCUUCAUGGGCAUCUUUGGCUUUGUCUUGAUGAACUUUUUCCCUGCAGAGUUUAGACACUUCAUCCAUGGCAGUGACGCAGAAAGAAGAAUCACGGGAACAGACCUUGAAAAACUUAUGAGGUCAACUCCUGUUGACACAGGGGGCUCACGCCGACUGCGACUAUUCAUGCCCGCCGACGGACCAAACAUCAACCUCUGCAAGACAGUCAUGUCGGCCGUGGCGCUAGGCUACCCCAUGCCCACGCUUUUGAACUGGAACGGAGAGUUCAACAGGCCUGACUGGCACUUUGCCGGUUCCCACAUUGCCAAACUGGAGUCACUGUUGGCGGUCAUCGAUGCGCUUUACGAGAAGAAUGACGGGGACAAUGUGAAUGAGAACGAUCUCGUUCUCCUCGUAGAUGCCUACGAUAUCUGGUUCCAGCUUCCGCCAUCCGUCUUAAUUGAGCGCUUCCACCAGCUAAAUCGCAAAGCCAACAUUCGGGUGCACAGACAAUGGAAGGAAAGUGGCCUGAAGAGCGGGUUCCCCAUUAGCCCCCCGACGCAGAACAUCAUCGUCACCGCGGCCAAAGAUUGCCAGCCGGACUGGGAGUCAGGGUCCGAUCCGCGAUACGACUACUGGCCAGACUCACCCCUGCCACGAGACUUCUACGGCGACAAGACUGACCAGGUUCUACCUUAUGUCUUUGACUCGGCGAGGAAAUACAAAAGGAUUCGCCCCCGCUGCGUCAACAGCGGGAUGAUCAUGGGCACUAUCGGAUCUUUACGGGACGCGCUGCGCAAGAGCAAGGAAAAGAUUGAAAAAGCCGCGGGUAGCGGGCGGCAGCUCUGGAGCGACCAGGCUCUUAUCGCAGAGGUUAUUGGGGAUCAGGAAGUUUAUCGCCACUGGGUUCGUGGCCUCUCUUCAACGUGGAAUGGUUUCGUUUCUGAAGAGCAUCUCGGGAGCAUGCCGAAAGAGGUGCGGAGAAUUGCAGACGCGGCGCUGGCUGGCGAAAAGUUUGAGUUUGGGAUCGGGCUGGAUUAUGAGUUUGCCACGAUUCCGCCUACCUGCUCCUCCGAAGACGACGGGUACUUUGUGGAGCUUGACGACGCCGAGGCCAUCAAGAAGGAGUCUGAAAAGGCUGGAGUUCCGGGCGAGGUGAGGGUACAGAGCAUUCCGGAGGAACUGCGAGACGUCCCUCGGCCUCUGCCGGGGCACAGCUGGGGCAACGUCUCGCUCUAUACAGACUUCUUCUUUGGUACCGCGUCCGCGGGCAUACAUCACAACGCCUACAUCUUUGGGCUGAAGAAGUGGCGGCUGGAGAAUUGGUGGAGUCUAACGUGGUUUUAUCCUCACUUGCGGGAUCUCGUGGUCCAGGCUCUUGAUGCGAAUCGAAAGUUGAUGCCCUUAGCGAGACUUCUCACUCGUGGCGACAGCGGGAACGAGGUGGUCUACUGGGCGGCGGAGGAAGAGCUUAAUGGGAAGAAGAGCGUUAGGGUGUAUGACGGUUCGAAAAAGCCGGGGAACUUUUCAUUUAUUGGUUGGGAUGAAAUAUGCCAAAAUGGAGAUGAACAGUGGUAUAAUGUACUGUUUGGAGAUGGAAAGGGGCAGCUGGAGGUGUGA
Messenger RNA from Colletotrichum costaricense, 1698 nucleotides. RefSeq lists its product as uncharacterized. The record is from RefSeq and is a predicted model, not a curated record. The transcript has 2 exons. Bases 1 to 1698 code for a protein of 565 amino acids. Lineage: Eukaryota; Fungi; Ascomycota; Sordariomycetes; Glomerellales; Glomerellaceae.